Molecule: messenger RNA, 3642 nt
Organism: Scylla paramamosain (green mud crab)
Lineage: Eukaryota; Metazoa; Arthropoda; Malacostraca; Decapoda; Portunidae
Product: alanine--glyoxylate aminotransferase 2, mitochondrial-like
Exons: 11
Coding region: 94-1563 (489 amino acids)
Biological process (GO): glyoxylate catabolic process
Cellular component (GO): mitochondrion
Molecular function (GO): pyridoxal phosphate binding; L-alanine:glyoxylate transaminase activity
Source: RefSeq, a predicted model, not a curated record
AACACACACACACACACACACACACACAUGCUCUUCGCUACUGAGUGACGCUACUCUUCAGUUAAGUCCUUGUUCUCAAAGGGUGCAGACAAGAUGUUACGUGCGUUGCCAUCAAGUUCUCAAACUAUUCUUCGUAAUGUCAAGUGUAUUGGGACAGCAUCUGCCAGCAUGCCACCAUGUGACUACCAGCCACCAACAUAUAAGGGAAUGAGCUAUGAUGAGAUGAAAGAAGUAAGGAAGAAGAACUUGAAUCCUGCACUUGUAACAAAUUUUAGUAAGCCUCUGCUGAUCCAUGAGGGACACAUGCAGUGGUUGUUUGAUGAAACAGGGAGGAGGUAUUUGGACUUGUUUGGAGGCAUUGUCACUGUCAGUGUUGGACACUGCCAUCCGAAGGUAAAUGAAGCUGCCAAAGAACAGUUGAACAAGUUGUGGCACACGACCAAUAUCUACAUGCAUCCCAAGAUUCAUGAGUUUGCUGAGCGAAUCACUGAAACUCUUCCAGGUGACCUCAAGGUUGUGUAUUUUGUGAACAGUGGAUCUGAGGCAAAUGAUUUGGCAAUGAUGAUGGCAAGACUCUACACUGGAUCAUUUGAUAUUGUAACCCUGAGGAAUGCUUACCAUGGAGCAUCACCGUACAGUAUUGGCCUUACUGCUCAUGGCACAUGGAAGUUUGGCUUUGCUAAUGGAUUUGGUGUUCAUAAUGCUUCCAAUCCUGACCCAUAUCGAGGAUUGUGGGGUGGCUACCGAGACUGUGUGGUGCAGUCAGUGAGAGCCACAGAGAGCACAUUGGAGGGAGGAGAGUGUUCUUCAGCACAAAAAUAUGUGGAUCAACUGGAGGAGGUGCUGUCCUACUCAAUUCCUCGAGGCCAACUUGCUGCCUUUUUUGCAGAACCCAUACAGGGAGUGGGAGGCACUGUGCAGUUCCCACUUGGCUACCUGAAGAAGGCAUUUGAGAAAGUACGAGCAUAUGGUGGUUUAUGUGUGGCUGAUGAGGUACAGAGUGGUUUUGGACGGACUGGAGACCACUUUUGGGGUUUUGAAGGCCAUGAUGUCAUCCCAGACAUAGUGACCAUGGCCAAAAGUAUAGGUAAUGGCUUUCCCCUAGCUGCUGUGGUUACCACACCUGCCAUUGCAGCCACCAUGUCUAAGGCACUCCAUUUCAACACUUUUGGAGGCAACCCCAUUUCCAGUGCUGUAGGAAUCUCUGUGUUGGAUGUUAUAAAAGAGGACAAGACACAAGAAAACUGUCAGGUUCUCGGCCCCUACUUUUUAAAUAAGCUUGCUGAAAUUCGUGAUAAGUAUCCCAUUGUGGGUGAUGUGCGUGGCAAAGGCCUCAUGCUGGGAAUGGAACUGGUGGAGGACAAGGAAACCCGUCAGCCCAUCAGCCCCCAGCGGAUGAUGGAGGUGUGGGAUGGCCUAAGGGACCUUGGAGUGCUGAUGGGGCGAGGUGGACACUAUGGACAGGUUCUGCGAAUCAAGCCCCCAAUGUGUAUCACCAAAGAAGAUGUGGACUUUGCCAUUGCAGUGCUGCAGCAGGUGCUGGACAAAACGUGUGAUAAGUAAUUCUUUAUGUGUUUAUUCAUCAGGUACAAGAAAUCACAUGAGCAGAACAUACUAUAUAAUGAUCCUGCUGUGGUCACAAUUUAUCCUCUUCUGAGGGUGUUGUCUCCACAUAACUGUCAUUUCCUGGCAGUUUUUAAGCAUGGGCAUCAAAUAUGUAAAGGUGAUGUAGAUGUACAACAAAUCCUCUACCAAAAUCUUACAUAGCACAUGGGGAAAAGUUAUAGAAAAUGCUACAAAUAAUAAGAGUUAAGUCUAAUCACCUUAAAACAUGACCAUUCAAGUUGCUGAGAAUGACUGCAUUUUAUUGUGACAUGGAGUUAAAUUCACUGUUUACUUUUCUGACAGCCUUCGUCUCCCAUCCUACACAGAGACAACUGGUGUGUGCAGAAACUGCUUAUGCUGUAUAAUAACUGACUUCAGGAACCAAAAUAAAAAUAGGAACAUGUAUUACCAGAGUAAAUAGGAUUGAUAAUCUACCUUCAUAUGAUAAGGAAAGAAAUUCUGCCCAGCAGGAGAGGUCAUGAGAACAGUGAUAACUGCACCACAAGCCUUGAGUCUUUUGUGGCAUAAAAAUUACAGUGUAAUAACAACUGAUGUUAUCCUUUCUGCAUUCUUUAGUUUGGUAUGACCUGCAGUAGCAAGUUACAAGAAUUAUUUUUCACAUCUUUUUCUAUUCUCUUUCAACCAAGCAUUAAAUAAGUAAACAAAUAUCUUAUACAUGAUAAUCAUGUAUAAGAUGGAAGAUAACUAAAAAGGGAACAAAUACAAUUAUUCUAUGUUUUUACACUUAAAGAAUAAUAUUAAGUUUUGUAUACUUUGCAAAAAAAAAAUCAUGUUUUUAAGCAUUUCUAUAUCAGUAUGACACUCUUUUUAUUAAUGAAAGCUUUCACCUAUACUGACUACUUGUUCAAAUGAAUUAUCGCAUUAUAUUCAGUACUAUUCUGGUUCCAGCACUAGCAAACUACAUUCAGGCCUCACCUUUAAGAGCAAUGAUAUGAAUCAUCCUCCUUUCCAUUCCAGUGUGUAAAAAGGAGGAUAUGAUGUUGGUGAUGAAGAUGAUGGUAUUCAAUUUUCUGAUUUUUCUUUUGUCGAACUGUCUUCAUGUUUUUUCUUAACCUUCCCAAAAGCUAUAACCAUUGGCUUAUCAUUCAAUAUGUAGCCAUUGACAUCCUCAAGAGCUUCAGAUGCUUGUUUCACUUUGGGAAAGGUGAUAAAUGCUUGACCCUUCAUGCGUCCCUCUUUCAUUAAAGAAAUGGAAAAUCUAGAAAAGAAAGAGACAUAUGAAAACUAUAUAUAAAUGCUACUAUGCUACUACUUUAAAAAACUGAAGGAAUCUUCAGACUUACUGUUUUUAUAUAUUUUGUUGUUGUUGUACUGGCAACGAAGCUGUUUUCCACAUCCUUUAUACCUAUUUAUGAAUAGGUUUUUAGUAUGUUUACAUUUCUGAAUCUAUUCAUGAAUAUUCUAGUUCCAUUUAGUGAUGGUGCAUCCAAUCUUGGAAAGCGUUGGUUCUCCAGAGGUGCUUGUGCACACUUGGGUUUUUCACAUUUCUGCUACAACUAACUUCUUGUGGAAAUGUCAGGCUGGUAUAUAGGCAGAUUACUACUACUACUACUACUACUACUACUACUACUACUACUACUACUACUACUACUACUAUGACUUCUACUACUGCUACUAUUACUGCUCCUAUACUCACUGUUUAGCUUCAUCUUCAUUCUGCCAGAAAACAUAAUGACCAAAUAUGAACUUCAGAUCCUCUUCAGUUGUUGUUUUAGCAAGGUUCUUGAUAUACAGCUUGACCGAAGGUUCUCCAGGAGUAUAGUUCUUAAAGACUGGUAGUAUUGGCCACUCUGUCAAAAUGCAAAUAAUAUUAGGAAUUUUCAGUAUUUAGUUGAUUUUAUUUAUUUAUUUUAUUUUUUAUUUAAAACAUUUUUUUUUACAUAUCUAUCUUUGCCCCUCAUGUGCAUGAAUUUUUAUCUUUUUUACAGGUAACUUUUUUUCUGCAUAUGUGUACUGACAUUAAAAAAAGAAAUAAUAAUAAAAUAAAUAAUAAAAAGAAUAAUGAGAAAAGCAAAA